Molecule: messenger RNA, 636 nt
Organism: Apiotrichum porosum
Lineage: Eukaryota; Fungi; Basidiomycota; Tremellomycetes; Trichosporonales; Trichosporonaceae
Exons: 5
Coding region: 1-636 (211 amino acids)
Source: RefSeq, a predicted model, not a curated record
AUGCUCUUCUCCUCUCUCGCCCUCAUCCUCAGCCUCGCCGGUGCUUGUGCAGCACCCACUCCGGCCGAUGCCACCUCAACCUCUGCCGCACCCAGCUCCACAUCGGAUUCCUGGGUGCCGCCCGUUAACAACAAGACGGCUCCAGCCGUUACGCUCCCACUGGCCAACCCGCCCGUGUUUGACAAGCCCAACGAGGACAACUGGCUGAUUCUCGACACACCGGCCUCGACCACCUCUCCGGGCACGGGCACCACCAUCUCCUGGUCGUGGGGCAAGGACCAUGUCAACGGUUCUCUCGGCGCGGUGGCGCUGAUCCUCACAAACGCCAACAAGUCGCUCCUGGCGGAAGACGCUCUUCUCAUCAUCACCGACGACUCCAUGUCAAACACCUACGACAAGGACGUCCUCGUCGGCGUGCGCCUCAAUUCCCCCACUUACGCCGUCGGCGCCAACUACACCAUCAAGAUGGUCCGCGACUCCAACCACUCCAUGGUGUUCGCCGAGUCGAAGCUGUUCCCCAUCAAGCCGGUCGGCCAAGUACCCGCCGCCAGCGGCGGCGCGGCCAUGGCCCGUUCCGCCGGCCUCGCCACCGUGUGUGCGGCCUUGGUGGCGGCGGCCGCCGCCAUGGUGGUCUAA